Molecule: messenger RNA, 228 nt
Organism: Neomonachus schauinslandi (Hawaiian monk seal)
Lineage: Eukaryota; Metazoa; Chordata; Mammalia; Carnivora; Phocidae
Product: 60S ribosomal protein L38-like
Exons: 2
Coding region: 1-228 (75 amino acids)
Biological process (GO): protein-RNA complex assembly; translation
Cellular component (GO): cytosolic large ribosomal subunit; ribosome
Molecular function (GO): structural constituent of ribosome
Source: RefSeq, a predicted model, not a curated record
AUGGGGAAAAAAAUCAGUGGAAUUACAACUAGCAAAGUUGAGGAAAUCAGGAACUUCCUGCUCAAGGCCAGGGGAAAGGAUGCGAAAUCUGUUAAGAUCGAGAAAACCGAGGAUAACGUGGAGUUUGCAGUUUAUUACAGCAGAUACCUUUACACGUUGGACGAAGGAAAGGCAGAAAAACCGACACAGUCCCUGCCCCUAGGUUGCAGAGUGAAGGAGCUGAAAUAA